CACCUUACUUUGCCGAACCGAAACCGAAAAGUAUGUCCGGGUGCGAAGUUGGUCGCAAUCGCAACGUGAAUAAAUUGUGAAACAUAAAAAUAUAAAUUAUUUUCUAAUUCUUUUCACAAGGAAUAAAUAUUUUUUAAUAAAUCAAAACCUUGUCUCUCCAAACCAUACAAGUUUUCCCCCCAAGCUACAAAACCGCAGCGCAACUUUGAGAGUAAAUAAUCUUUUCAUUGUUUCGCAACCAGAGCAUGGAAUUCUUGUAAAUUAAAAUAAAAUAAAAAAAGAAAAAAACGAAAAGAAAUUGGAAAAAAUGAUGAACGCCUAAUGUCAUGGAUCCCAAUCCCAUCGUCGUCGUCGUCUUCGUUGAAUCGUAAACUCUCAUGUUGAACAAUAAGCUUCAGAACGAAUUAACUUUAAAUUUGCGGACCAUCGAAAAUAAAACUGAGUAGUGUAGCAAUGGCACAGCAUACACAACCUGUAGCUCAUCAACCUCAGCCGCAGAUGCAGCAGCAGCAGCAGCAACAACAGCAGCAGCAACAACAACAGCAGCAGCAGCAACAACAACAGCCGCCUCAGCAGACACAAAUGCAACAAACACAACAACAGCCUCCAACUCAACCGCAACAAUCUGCAACACAACAACAGGCUUCACAAACCCAACAACAGCAGCAACAACAACAAAUUGCUAGCACCCCAAAUUCCACGGUCUCCCAGCAGAAUAACAAUUAUGCACACCAUGCAAGCUCGGCUCAACCCGUAUACAACCAGAUGCAUUAUAUGCCAGGCGUCCAACCUGUUGCAGGACCUGUCUAUCCAACAAUGAUCCCAGGAGGAAUUCCCCCAAAUGUUUACGUAAAUAACGUAACUGCCAAUGUAAAUCUUCACGGAUGGACAGCUCAUCCAGUUCCUACCUAUAUUCCAGGAGGACCACAGCACUUUAUACCUGGUGAAGUGCAACCUGCUAUUGCUGAUCAGGGCACUCAAGUUAUGCAACCAAUGCAGCCGGUGCCUGUUGCUGCCCCCAACCCAGGACGCAGUGCUCGACGAGGUCGUGGAAGAAACAAUAACAACAACAAUCGCCGCAACGAUUAUGUACAACGACAACAACAGGAAAGUCCAGCUCCUCAAGAGAUCGUAAACGCUCAGACGGUUGAUCCUCAAACAAUGGCCAAUGCAGCCUACCCACAGUACGCCUAUCAAUACACGUACCCGACAUAUUUUGGAGGACCACCACAAAACCACAUGGUCCAUCCACAGGCUCAACAAGCAACAGGACCUCCGCUAUAUGUUGCCAGUCCGAUUUCAGUAUACCCAGGUCAUCAAAUCUAUAACUAUCAUCCUGGUCUAAUAUAUCCAUCGAUGAUGCAUCCGGCAGAAUAUCAAUACGAUGAGAAUGGCGAUGAUCAACGCAGUAACGAUGGAAUGAUGCCCCAAAUGUGGCAUCACCCGAUGUAUCCUGAGGAAUACGUUAACCAUGAAAUGAUUGUGCCCGAUGAUAUUAAUCACAAUGCUCCAUCUUUGGCUUCAUCCGAAACACCGAGUAUGCUAAGUCCAAACUAUCAAAUUUACGAUCCACAAAUGCAACAAACUUUGGAGCUGCAACAACAAAUGGGUGUUAUGCAUAUUUACGAUGAUCAACAACAAAUGCAACCUCAUCCAGGACAUUUGCAACAAUUGGAAGACGAUAUGUCAGACUGUUCUAUUCAGAUGCAAGGUGGUGCUAUAUUGCAACCAAUGCUGCCGCCAUUGGAACAACAACAACCUCUCCAUCAUAUCAUACAGAAUCAAAUUAUUCCAAUAGAUGCUUCAGCAUUGGAUCAAAGUGGUGGAUCUGAUCAUUCUCUUCACGAACAACAUGUGCCAAAUACCAACGAAAUUGGCCUCGAAGCAGAAAUUCCUGAGCAAUGUAUCGAAGUUGCACCUCCCCAACACCAGCAAAUGCAGCAACAACUUCAGCCUCAGCAUCCACACCAUCAUCAUCAGCACCAACAGCCACCGCAGCAGCAACCACAACAACAGCAGCAGCAACAUCAGCAACAACAACAGCACCAACAACAACAUCAACAACAACAGCAUCAACAACAUCUUCAACAACAACAAAUGCAACAACAACAGCACAUUCAACAGCAGCAUCAACAGGAACAGCAACAAAUUGUGCAGCAACCUCCACCAAUUAAUUAUCAAAAAGCUCAUCACCAUCAUCCUCCACCACAGCAACAGCAGCAUAUUCAACAAUAUGUUCCAAGUACAAACCAAAACACCGUCACAAAAGAAAAUAUGCGGGAUAUUAAUCAAAACGUGCCAAAUAGCGCUUCGCAACAUGUUUCAAAUGCAAGAAAUCAACAAAAGGAUCAUAUUAACAAUUCGCAUUAUAAUACUCACAUUGAUGAUUCACAUCAAUCGCAACACCAACAACAGCAGGCUCACCAACAUCAACAACAGCAGCAGCACCAACAGCAACACCAUCAGCAUCAUCAUCAACAUCAGCAACAUCAACAACACCAGCAAUAUCAACACCACCGCAAUAGCAACCAACAACAACAACAACAACAAAAUCCAUCUGUGCCUACAAACAGCAACGCAACUGUCCAUAAUAACGACUCGUCAGUCCAACAACUGCCAACGGCGGCGCCAAUGGUUAACAAAACAAUGUCCUGGACGAACUCCCAUACGAAAAAGAGUACCGCAUCUGUAGCGGUAACUGCCACACCAGCAUCCACACACAAACCGUUCAAUCAUCAUUCGAAGCCGUCAUCGUCGUACAACACCUCAAACAACACCCAUCAUCAACAACCGCAAGUGAAGAAUUAUGGUACAAUGAAGACUCCAUCGUCACCUGUUGCAAGCUCCAACAUCAAUAAUUUGAUGACAACCGCGCCACCACCUCAACAAGUAAAUGUUCCUCCAACCGAAAGAAAAUACAAUGGCCCAGGAACAAUGGAAAACAAAACCUCGGUAUCGACUACCUCAAUCGCUAGUUCUGUAGUUCCACAACAAUUCCAACAAAACUCGGCCACUGACUCAAAAUCCACAACAAUUCAACAACAACAAAUUAAGAAGACCGAAGUUCUUAACUUAGCCCCUCCAAUUUCAGCGAAUGCAACAACCGCUGGCAGUUCGUCAUCUUCUCAAUCGUGGGCAAGUUUAUUCGUCAGCUCAAACACUACUAACUUCACGACAUCGCUGGCAUCAAGCUCGGUAAAUCCAGCUCCUGCAUUACCACCACCAUUCUCAUCAAAGAAACCAAUUGCUAAGGUUGCACCAUACGAGGGAUUAACUCCAGUUACCCCAACUCCACCUGUUGUCACUCCUGGUGCUUUGUCUUAUUCGGCAGCUUCAGCUCAGAAUCUUCCACCACCAACUAUGAACAACAACAUCAACCAAAUGGGAACAUCGAAACAAAAAGUGUCUCCAGAGACUCUUCUGUCGACGGCGGCACAAAACAGCAACAUCGACGAAUGGUCUUAUAAGUUUGCUGAUUUGCUGACAAAAUCGAAAACAGACUUCUCGCCGGCAAGUUUGAGGCCAAGAGGUUUAACGAACCCCUCAAACUAUUGUUACAUCAACUCCAUUCUACAAGCCCUAAUGGGAUGUGCACCAUUCUAUAACUUGAUCAAGUCGAUUCCCAAACAAUUGGUUGCACUCAGUACUGAAGUUAAUACACCCACAAUAAAUGCAAUGUUGCAGUUUGCAUCCGAGUUUUCCUCAUUGCCCUCGGGAUUGCGUUUGAAUCGUCCAUUGAAACCAGUCAAAGGUAAAGAUGAAAUCGGCGCUGAAUUGCAUUGUGAUCCAGCUUUUGAACCAACUGCCAUUUAUAAAUUGUGGAACGAUAGUCGCGAAGAGCAUGUUGAAGGAAGACAAGAAGAUGCCGAGGAAUUCCUAGGCUAUGUUCUGAACAAAUUAAACGAUGAAAUGUUGGAGGUUAUUAAAUUGAUUGCAAAACCAACAGUAGAACAAAACGGAAAUGAACAAGCUCCUGACAACGAUGAAGGACAAGUCUGGCAGAUAAUCAAUAAUCGUAAUAAGGGAAUUGUAACAAGGCAAACAGAUUUUGGUAAAACACCCUUGAGUGAUAUCUUCAGAGGGGAAACGCGUUCUCGUUUGCAACGCGAAGGUGAAUACUGCACCGAUUCAAUAUCACCAUUCUUUACACUUCAACUCAAUAUUGAGAAAGCUGCUUCUGUGAGAGAAGCACUCGAAAUUCUUGUAGGACGGGAUCAACUAGAAGGCGUAACGGGAAGUAAAAGCAAACAAGAAGUUGUUGCUUGGCAACAAACGACUUUAGAGAAACUGCCUGUCGUAUUGAUAUUACACUUGAAAUGGUUCAAUUAUAGAUCUGAUGGAUGCACAAAGAUACUUAAGACCGUAGAGUUUCCAGUGGAGUUAAAAAUUGAUCCAAAAAUCCUAUCAUCAAAGAAAUACUCCCAAAAACAACGCGUCUAUCGCCUUUUCGCUGUUGUCUAUCACGACGGGAAGGAGGCAUCAAAAGGUCAUUACGUCACCGAUGUCUAUCACACAGGAUAUUCAAGUUGGUUGCGGUUCGAUGAUAGUACAGUUAAACCAGUUAGUGAACACAACGUGUUACGUCCCAGAAUUCCACGUGUACCCUAUCUACUGUAUUACAGACGUUGUGAUACAAUGCCCAAUUUACCACAAUCCGCCAAUACAACGCUUCAAGCUAAUGCCAAUGCGAAUAAGUAGUAAGAUUAAAAUAUAUAAAUAUUAAAUAUUUUAGGUUAGAGAUACAUUUUCAUAGGUGACUGCAUGGUUUUAAAAAAAAGAAAAAGAAUAAGUUUUGAGUUCAUAAAAUUAUAGAAUGUAAUUAUUAUGAAACAUUAGAAAAUAAGGUAUGUGUAAUAUUAUAACCAGUUCAGAUAGGUUUUUAUCUAAAAUAACGGGAUAUUAGUUUUUGUAUGUAUAGUUUUUUUUUUUUUUUAAUUUUUAUUUUAAGAAUCAAUAUUUUAUGUGGAUGGUAUUAUUUAAACAAUUAACAAAUAAAUAAAGAAAAGCUACAUAAAUAUGCUUUUAGCACUAGUUAGGAAUUAUUCACUGACUAACUUUAAUUAAUUGGGCAUACAAAUUAAAUACAAAAUAAUUUUGUUUUUAUAAAGUUGUUACCUAGAGUUUUACCUGCUCUAUAUUUUAUUGUUAGAAAAAGAAUUAAAUCUUUAUUACCAUUAAUGUAUCUUUAAACAAAAAAGAAAAAGCAAAAGAUAGCAACAAAAAAUAUCAUUUUUAUAAAAUAAAAUGCAAUUUUAUUGUUAAGUGAACAACUGUAUAUAGGAUAUUACAAAACGAGAAAACAAGAUCCGGGAAUUAUGAUGAAAACAUGAAGAACAUAAUUAUAUAAGUGUAUCUAUACCAUAAUAACAUAAUGGAUAUUAUGCUCUGUAAAUAAUGAAUUAUGUUGUAUUAAAAAUAGAUUUAACUUUUUACAAAAACUUAUCGAUAUCGAUUACUAAAAUACAAAAUCCAUACAUACUAAUGUCGUGUGUUAAUAUGUAUCUAGUUAAUACAUACAUAAAUAUGUAUAACACUUAACAAUUAAAUUUUAUGUAUUUUAUUUCCAAUUUCUCACAAUUUUAUUUAAUGUUCACAAUCAACUAGACUGACUCAUCAUAAAAAGAAGAGUAUAAUUUUGUUUUCCUUUUAUUUUUUUAAUUUUGCAAAAUCAAAUCAAAAUCAAACAAAAAAAAUACAAACAAUAAAAAAACAGCAAAGAUUUUAAAGCCAUUUAUUAUUAUUUUUUUGUCAAAUACAUACUUUUGUUGGUUAUCAUCAUCAUGCAACUGGUUUGCGCUAUGAACCUUGAAAAAAGUCCACUAUAUAAUUAUUAUUUGACUCACAAUUUUUGUUUCUUUUUUUUUUUUAAAGCUUAGAUAGAAUGUUAUGAAAAACACAAUUUUUAUUUUAACUAAACAAAACAAAUAUAUGUAUUUUAAUUACUAUAACAACCAAUUCAAUGUUUUUGAAAGAAUAUAAAAUGUUAUUUUACUUUGUAAACAUUUGUAUUGUAAAUAAUAAACUGCUAGAAUAAAAUGAAUACAAUUUUACUUACCAUAGCUUUUAGAAUUAACUUUAUCAGUUGAGUAUGUGUCUUCUUCUUUUUUUUCUUUAAAUUAAUUUCAAAAAUUAAAAUGUUGAAUUUUUAUUUUUAAAUUUGCUGUACAAAAAGUAAAAAAUAUAAAAAAAUAAAAAACGAUAAAAGCAUGUAAAAAAUAUAAUGUGAAAACGUAAAAGUUAAAUUAAAACAAAAAGAAAAACGAUAUAAAUGUUUUUAUUUUGUAAAUAGUCGGUCAUGCUUAAUGCGUAUAUAACACAUAAAAACAUUAAAAAAUAAUAUUAGAAGAAGAAUAAGAAGAUGUUUUGUUAUUAUCUAAUUGUUAUGAUUUUAAAGCACUUUAUCUGUUGAUUCAAGAAGAAGAAACAAACAAAAACAAACAACAACGUUUUUAUUGUGUGUUAUAAGGCGGCACUUGUAAGAUCUUUAAUUUAGUUAGACGACAGAUGACUAAAAGUCACGGAAUUUUAAAUUUGUACCGAUAUUAUUGUGUAAAGGCUUUGACAGUGCCUUAAACAAAUUAUGGGCUAAUAUAAUUAACUUACAGGUUUCUAUAUAUUAUUUUGAAAGUCAUUACUUUUUGUUUUUAGUUUUUUCUUUUUAUUUAUUUAUGUUUAUGAAAGUUGAAUUAUUUGAGUAAUUUUACUAUAUACGAUAAUGAAAUAAAAUAAUGUUUAUCCUUAUUACGGUGGUCAAUAUAAUGGGAUCAAUUAUAGGUAUCAUUGGGCAGGUUUAGACGGGACUUGAAUGUAGGACAAUGUAAUCAAGUUUAUCACAGAUUCCAUCUUAAUUGGAGACUUACGAAAUUUCGGAAAACCCUAUCACGAAAACCGUUCAUAAUGCAAAAAUGUAUGAGAUUUUCCACUACGAACGUAUCUGGUCAUAUUAUUUAUCGACAUUUGUAAAAGUUUCCGUUUGCGAUGGAAUUUGUGAUAGGGCUGAAUAUGUUAUUGUUAACUUUUAAAAAAUUGCAUUACAAUCAAGGCUUUAUUGGGAAAUUAGUCAAGUCCAUCUUUGACAACGUUACUCGUACACAGGAAUUGUUAAGAGUUGUAAGUCACUAGGUCCUAGUUCUCAAUGGACUGUUGCGCCACCUAAUUUAUUUCUUUUUUCGUGAAGAGAAAUCCCCCUUAAUUUUUAAUAAAGUUGAUCCACUUUUGUCAGCUGGUAACGUUUUUUCAUUUAUCUAAAAAGAAGAACUUUAAUUUUCGGUAAUUUACUAACUUUGUGUCUUUCUUCAUUUAAAUAUUUACAUACAAAAUUUCGUUGUAAAAUUAGAAAUGAAAUCAGGACCAUACAAAAUAAGGGAUUUGUUGCUUUUGUGAGUAGUUAAAGGUAAAUUUUGUGAAGUAAAGUUCCAAAUUUGAGUUUAAUGAAACCUGCAAAACGUAACUAGAUAUCUAGACUUACGUUCAAAGUUAAAGUCCCUGAUGCUGCCUGCCCAUUGGCUUACAUCAUUGAAACCAAUCAUUGAAAUCCCCAAACAAUUUUAUAGAAAUUUGUCAUUUUAACUGUAUAAAAAUCACAAAUAAAUUCAAUUUGUUUGACAAAAUAAAAUUAGUUGUUCAGGGAAAUAAAUUACUAUCAGGAAAAUAGUAUAAUUUUCCAGUUUAUAUUUUUAAGAUUUCUUAGACCUUUUCUCAGACAGAUUGACAAGGUUUUUUGAAUUUUUCGACUGAAUUAUUGAGAAAUCGAAUCAUACAAAUUCUGUUCACAGAUUUCUGGCAGCAAAUGUCAGCAGUUUUGUGUGAGAAUACGGAAAUCUCGGAGAUUCCAGAAAUAUAAACUGAUCAAGUGUAUUUUUAUUCAAAAAGCAAGAAAUAAUCUGCAAUUUAUUGAAUUUCUAAUCAUUGAUCAACAUAUUUUCCGUAUUGGCUUCAAUAAUAGCUAUAACUGAUCCCAAACAUUAUAAAGUUUAAAGAGAAGUCUGAAGGCAACGAGAACACCGAAGGUUCUAUUUUAUUUGAACUACGACAGCGCUGCCUUGUCCUUUUAGUCCUUUUUCUAAAGGGUUACAUCUAGUUAGCAAUCGAAAAAUGUAUUACUUUUAUUUGGAAAAAUGUUUUAUUCAUGUUUGGAACUGCUUUUUCGGAUAGUUGGUUGUGUUUCAUAAAUUUUGUUUUGUGAUAAAGUCAUUAAUGUAUCAAAUAUAAUUCCGAACCGCUAUUAAAGAAACACCGUCUUCUAUAAAUUUUACAAUAAUAAUUUUUAAUAAAAAAGUCCAAACAAACUAAGUUUUUGUUUUGUCUUAUUUAGACUUAAAUCAAAGGAUUUUGAAAAAUAUGGUCCGCUAUAGAAAGUGACAGCCUUUUGCCAUAAACAAGUAGGCAACAUUUCAAAUUUGAAAAUGCUGUUUUGAUAGAAAAACUCAGUUAAAGUUUGCAAAUCGGUCGCGCAUACAGAUCUCCAUAAAAAUAAAAAUAAAUUCAUUCAGAAUCCAUCGAAAAUUAAAAAUCAAUUUUCUCCCAAAAGUUCUAACCAGGUGUAACAUCGUACCCCCCCCACACACACAUUUAUUUUAAAACGACUUCCGUAAUGAGAGUAAUUGGCAACUAAAACGAUAUUGAUUAAGUUAUUAUUUGCUUAAUGUAUUUUAUUUGUAAAGUUUAUAAUUUGUUUUUAAUAAACAAAAGAUUUUACUACUUUGCUGGACAAUGACAAUACUAGUUUAAUUAUAAUUUUUAAUUUCUUUGAAGUGUUUCCUCUUAAUCAAACCUUAUUUUUUAUAUUCAUUUUAAGCCUUUUUUUCAAUGAACAUUUUAAAAUAAAUUUUUUAAAAUUCUUACAAAAUCGCUUAAGAAAAUCUAAUAAAAGGCAAACAUUAUUUAAGAUCUUAAAAAUGUAUUUAUAAGCUUUAAGGUUUAAAUUUUGGCAUUACUUUUUUUUAGCACACGUACAUGAUUGUGUUUUUAAUUUAACAAGCAACAUAAACAUACCCUUUUUUAUAUUUCAACCGUAAUUUAAUCGGUAAAAAGCCUUAAUUUAGUACAAAACUUAUCUAAUACCUUGAGAAUAAACAAGAAAAGCCUUUUAUUUUCUUAUCUUCUAUUACAUUUUUCUUUAAUAAACAAAAAUUCUUUCCGACUGUUUUCAAAUAUUUAUUAUAUUAUAUAUAUUUUUAUUUUGCUUAAAAUUAAAAUACUAUAUAUUAUAUACAUGCUAAACAUGAAACAAACAAAAAUUAAACUAAAUGAAUAAAAUCAAAGCUUACUUGAAAAGUAAAACAAAAACAAAACAAAAUAAAAAAAAAUAUUAAUUAUUAUUAAGGCAUAAAUCCAGAAUUAUUAUAUUAUAUGUAAACAUUCAUAUUUAUAUGUUAUAAAUAUAAGCUGAAUUAAAAAAAAAUAGAUUAUUAUAAACAAAAACAAAAAAACAUUAAACAAAUAAUAAAUAUUUAUGUAUUAAAAUAGUCCUUAUAUAAUAUUCAAAGAAAUUAAUACAAAAAUAUAAAUCAUCAAAAAUAUAUUAAAUUAAAAUUAAAAAACAAAUUAUUUUACUAUUAAAUAAAAACAACAAAAAAAUAUAUAAAUAAAGGAAAUAGAAACAAAAAACAAAAAAUAUUUAAGAUAAUGUGCCAAUCUAAAAUAGAAGUCUACUGAAUUAUAACUGAAGAAUUGGUAAAUUUGCAUGAGUGUAUAAACUUUUUACUUUUAUAAAAUAAAAACAAAGAAGAAAAAAAUAAAAACAAAAUAACGUGCAAAACAAAUUAAAUAAGGUUAACUAGCAACGGCAAUGUCAAAAGAGAAUUAAAAAAAAAUAAACAAAAAAAAAAAACAAAAAAACAUACGAAACAAUUUAUUUAAAUAGGUUUAUUUUUUUGUAAUAAAUAUAAGUCGAUUGUUUAAAAACAGUUAUACAUCAAUAUUAUACAUAAAUAAAUAAAAAUAAAAAAAUAAACUUUAAUAUACAUAAAUCAAUAGAAAUAAAAACCGUUCCUAACACGAAGCAAAACUAGCAUACAAAAUAAAAAUGGAACAUUUUUGCUACGAGAACUAAAUUAGAUACAACAAAAUAAAUAAUAAUAUCUUAAAUUAAAUAACAAAAAAAACUAUAUAUACAUAAUAAUAAAGUUAAUAUUAUUUCUUUUGUUUGUUUUAAGUUUAAAUAUAAUUGUAUUGUAUGUGUAAUUUUUGUUUUUGAUUUGUUUAAUAGAGAGUUGUGGUUCUUGUGUUAAAAAUGGUUAAAUAUUAAUUCUAUUUUAUAAUGUUUUAAUUAUUAUUAUUAAUUUUAAAUUGUUAAACAAAAAAAAAAAACAAAAAAAAACAAAAAUCGAAGUGAUAUAAGUUGUUGGUGUAAAAUGAUUUAUUUAGUUUAUUUAUUUCCAAGGAAAGAGUUAACUAAUGUUAUAAUUUUGGUGUUUAAAAAAAAAUGUUAUUGGCUUUUUUUGAACAUCGACUAUAGUAGUUUUUUUUUUUUAAUUAAUUUGGCUUGCUUAUAAACUAUUUUUGUUUACCUUAUGUUUGAGCCCUAAGAACAGUUAAGGUUAUUGAUUACCUUAGAAGAUUUGGGUGUAUUCAUAAAUGCAGAAAAUCUAUGCUGUACAAUCGUAUUUCUUUUCUGAUGCAUUUUUUGUGAACGCAAUCUUAAUGCAGAAUGUUUUCAGUAGACAAAAAGGUUUGACUUAGUUCGACUUGUAUGUAAACAGAGUUCAUAAACGUCAGAGAAAAAUGGCUGCCAAUCAAAAUUUGAUGAACUUGAUUUUUGAUUGGCUUACCGAAAAAGAAAAGAAAUUUAUAAUUAUUUCUGCAGCCAACCAAAUUCAGCUGGCAAAGUCUGCCCGACGCUGACGGCAGUCUGACGUUUAUGAACGGUAGGUGCUGCAGUUCGACUAGGUUAGCUCGAUCGAAAAUCUGACUUUAUGAAUGCAGAUAACACAGUUCUUAGUUAGGCUGACGUUUAUGAAUACAUUCUUUAUUUCAUUUAAAUAAUAACUGAUUAAGGUAGAGUGUUUUCCUAAAAGUCGGAAACCAUCGUUAGUGAAAUCGUUGUUUUGCUUUGUUGCAUUAAUGAACACACUUAUUCUGCAGAACGUGCUUAAGUACGAUUUUAAAUAGUCACACAAUGUUCAUAAUUAUCACACAAUUUUUUUUGAUAACCAAGAUCUCAAAGGAAGAAAAUGUUUCUACUUCCUUAAUUUUAAAUCCAUAAUGAAUUUUUCCAGACCUGAAAUAUUUGUCCAUGAUAAUUCAUCUUGCGAUGAUAAUAAGCUUUAUUCAAAGCAGGAGCUUCUUUUUCCACUUUAUAUUUCACUUUUAACUCCUGUGCUUUUGCAAUAAAAAAAUGGAUGUACAAUCUGCGCGAUAUGUUCUGCAAUUCAUCUACGUUUUAUCGAUCGCAAAUCUGACUUUAUGAAAAUGUUUAACGCAGGUCUAAGUUAUUCAGACGUUUAUGAAAACACCCGUAAUUGCCACAUUUUAAACAAAAACUUCAUUUUAAUUUCCUUAAACAAAAUUCUUACAUUUAUUUUUCAAUCGAAUUUCAUAAUAAAUUACGUUGAUCUAAAUACAUUAAAGAUUCACACCGUUAAAGAAAAUGGGAAAAAGUGGACAGAUUGACUUUGGCUGUGUUGUAAUACUUUGAGAGUUUCAGUUUUUAAAUUAAAAUAAAUACAAGAUUUUUACUUCUUUUCUCUUGUUUUAAUUAAAAAUUAUAUUAUUUUCUAUAUCAGCCGACUUAAUUAGUUUUUAUUUAAUCAGAGACAUUUUAUGUUUUACUAAUCAUAUCAUUCCAUUUAAAGUUAUCUUAUAUUCUAACAAACCACAUGACAAUUUUUUCUUUUUUU
Messenger RNA from Eupeodes corollae, 11840 nucleotides. RefSeq lists its product as uncharacterized. Gene Ontology annotation, biological process: protein deubiquitination; regulation of autophagy; DNA damage response, signal transduction by p53 class mediator. The coding region runs from base 454 to 4698 and encodes 1414 amino acids. Gene Ontology annotation, cellular component: cytosol; nucleus. Lineage: Eukaryota; Metazoa; Arthropoda; Insecta; Diptera; Syrphidae. The transcript is spliced from 9 exons. Gene Ontology annotation, molecular function: cysteine-type endopeptidase activity; cysteine-type deubiquitinase activity. The record is from RefSeq and is a predicted model, not a curated record.